Messenger RNA from Porites evermanni, 11470 nucleotides. The record is from the annotation of a GenBank genome assembly. Lineage: Eukaryota; Metazoa; Cnidaria; Anthozoa; Scleractinia; Poritidae.
AUGUAUGCCGGUAGACCAGCGACGAAGGAUAAAUACACCGCAAGGCAUAAGACAGAAAGACCUGCAUCAGACUAUGCGAAAAUACCACGGGAGCUGGAUCAGUAUAUAGUGGAUCCCACGACAAAAAAGCGCUAUCUUCGAGGCCGCUUUCUCGGCAAGGUACCGUGGCGUACGCUCUAACAUAUCUGAACAUAUGCAUAACCGCCAUUUAAAUUUAAAUCCUGCAGAACACGAGCAAACGAAUCUUUGAUCGAUAGUUCAUAUGCUCAUCAUUCGUUCUUUUUCUUCAGGGUGGAUUUGCAAAAUGCUACGAGCUUACGGAUAUGGAAACGAAAGAGAUUUUCGCUGGCAAGAUUAUCUCGAAAACUAUGUUAACGAAGCCACAUCAAAAAGAAAAGGUGAGAAUGAAGUAACGCUAACGGAAAAUUCUAUCGAAGAUCAUUUUGAUCCUCAAUUUUUUAUAAUUUUUCUUCGGAUGUUUGUAGAUGUCUAUGGAAAUUGCCAUCCAUCGCUCCGUGGGGCAGAAAAGAGCUGUUCAAUCAGAAACGCACAAACAGAUUGUCGGGUUUCAUGGUUUCUUCGAGGACUCGGAUUACAUUUACAUCCUUCUUGAGCUCUGUAGACGAAGGGUAAGUGGCGAAAACAGGAGAAAUCCACUUUUUAAAAUAUUUUGUUUCAUUUUAAGGUCUCUUUCUCUUUACUGAAUCUUUUUCGAUCUUCUGAUACUGUUUUUAAACAACCUUUAUUCUGGAUUUCAGUUACACUUUUUUUUUUUUUUUUACUUUUCGGCGUUUUUUGCUUCAGUUUUGUUGAAAAAUUAAUUCUAGUCGAGCGAAAUUGAGAAAAUUAUAAAUUUAAAAAAGCAAGUGAAAUAAAAAUGUUGCCUACUUGUUUUAGAUCCUAGCGAAAGGUUUCCCCAUUUUUCGAUUUUAGUCGUUGGUUUAGAGUACAAGUUGUUAAUUUUAAAAACUCAAACACGUAGAUUAGAGGUUCUGUUUGCAUCCUUUGUUCUUGAUUAAACUUUCUUUUUUAGAAUUUGCUUAAUAUAUUAGACAUUUUCUGGUCCCCGUUUUUUGCUUCGCCUCAAUUUUGAUCACCUACUAACUGGGAAGAUAAAGUACUGCUCAUGGAGUUUAUUUUUUAAGAACCCUUGUUUUUUUGGACACCUGUUGAUGCUCUAUUGAAUCUGAAAAAUAAAUAUUGCAUGAAAACUGCAUGACAAAGGAAAUAUGAUCAUAAUGAUUUCAAACAGAAUGAUAUUUUACUCUCUAGAUUUUUGUGAUGAUAAAUACCAAAAUAUUUGGUUCGUUGUAGUCUAGUUCACAUCCUUCACUUCAAUGUAUCUGCAAGAUUUGUUUCAAGAUCCGUUUUUGGGGACAACCUGUUGAUAGCAAUUAUGAUUUUAAUUUAUGCAGGGAAAGCUCAGUUGAUCUCAAAUUUACAUUUUCAUCGGGCAUGUUCAAUAAACAUGAGAUUUGUUUGAUGAAUCACCAAAUGCAUUAUUAAACUGUUAUUGUAUUUCUUCCUUCCUGGUAUCUUAAUUUUCAAAAUGUAUUUUUCUUACGUAUUACUUUUCCUUUUAGAAAUUUACUAUGUUAAGAAAAUGUUGUUUGUUUUGUCACACAUUGCAGCAGGCUUUUUCAGAUAUUAUUUAACAUAUUACCCUUUAAGUUAGUGUAAUCCUGGAACAAGACUUGAAAAAUUUCUUUAAUCUAAUCAAGAAACCAGUUAAUGGAAACAUGGAUAAUAGAAAGACUUUCUAUUAUCCAUGAUGGAAAUAAGGAAAGAUGAUAUAUUUUAACUUUGGCUUCCCCGGCACAUUCAAAUGUAAUUAAAUUCUACUCUUUAGUGCAUGUACCAAAAUAUUAAAGAAAAAUGAAAAUCUGUUCAACUCAUUCUCAUGCUGUGUAUUUGAUACAUUUAUUUUUAUUGUUUUAAAUGUGGGUGGGUUUUCUUUUGUAACAAAUUGGUCUCUAUAAAAGCACAGAAAAUCUGCUGUCUUGGUUUUUUUGUGCGAUUAUAGUUUCUCCAGCACCCAAAUCAAGUAAUUUAUUGGUUAUGUGCUGUUUAUGUUGAUACACGAUAGCGCCAGAGCCUUUUUACCUGAAGGUGUCUACAAAAAUGCCCUGACUGGCUCUUUUUUUCUUUCAACAAAUUAAAUUCUCCCUUUGUUUUCUAAGAAUUAUGUAGUUUUUUUAUUUGAAGUCACUUGGACUUUCAAGGCUGUGUGCUAAGGAAAAUUGAAGGGAGAACAGUACUCUGUGCUGGUAAAAUCUAGGGUGCCCAGCAUAUGAUUUGUAUAUAUAAAAAAAGAUUUUCUAGUCAUCCAAGAUCCAACGUUGGGCACCAGGGGCAACUAUGCCUGCCCAAUAUUAUAUUGUGAAAUUAUUUAUUUGCUGUUUUCAUUUCAGUCCAUGAUGGAACUUCAUAAGCGCAGAAAGGCCCUGACAGAACCAGAAGUACGGUACUUUAUGAAGCAAAUUGUAGAGGGCUGUAAAUAUCUGCAUGACAACAGGAUCAUUCACCGUGAUCUCAAGCUUGGGAAUUUAUUCCUAAAUGAUGAAAUGGAGGUCAAAAUUGGUGAUUUUGGUCUGGCAACUAAGGUAGAGGUUGAUGGUGAAAGGAAAAAGUAAGAAGUGAAUCAUUACUUUAUUUCUUUAACCUGCUAACCCAUGGAAAUGUUUUUGAGGGAUUUUCUUCAAAUGACAGAGUCUUCAAGCUUUUAAAAUUAAUAUCAUCCCAACUUUGGCAGGUAAUGGCCCACUUCAUUAUUCCAGCCUGUGCUGAGCCAAAACACUUUCAACAGUUCUUAUGCACUUAAAUUGAAGUAACAUUUAGCAAGACCAGGCCAUCAUUAGACAGUAGGUCUUGGUUCAGGGCUUAGAUACAAAUACUUUUAUUUGUUGUUCAAUUAGUAAUAUUAAUAUCCCUUUACUUUUCAGACUAAAAAUGUUGUAAUUUUGCAUAUAACUGUUAACUCUAUUUUUAAUGGUAAUGUCAGUUUUCAAUAAUUAAUACGAACUUUUUUGAGAAAAUGGUUUUGUAAUUUUCCAGGACUCUUUGUGGAACUCCUAACUAUAUUGCUCCUGAAGUGCUUAACAAGAAAGGACACAGCUUUGAAGUAGAUGUCUGGUCACUAGGAUGCAUCUUGUAAGUAACUGAGACAUAUGAAGUCGGGAAAACCAUAAGUGCAAGUCAUAAUCAAAAACUGUACCUAGGAAUGGAGUACUUAGAGUCUGAGAAAAUGACUGACAUUUUGCCAUGCCACCACUGAUUCCCCCAGGAUAUGACAUCUGAGAAAUGAUUCAGUCUGAGCGUAGAUUUUCCAUGUUGAUGACUUGUCACUACCUAGUUCAGCCUGGUAGUGCUUCGUAUUGGUCGUGCAGCAAAGGAAAUUUGCUUCAACCAAUCAGAAGCACUACCCAGAUCUAGGUACUGAGACAUCAUCAGUAUGGGGUUUCUGUGCUCAUUUCGCAGAUGUCAUUUUGCAGGGAAACUACUGGUGGCAUCGCGAGAUGUUGACUGUUUUCUCAGGCUAGAAGGGUGCGCAAACACCUCUCACUAUUAUUUUGAGCACAUGGACAUGAGCUAAAACAUCAAAUCCUUUAUUCAAAGAAUGAUUUACACAGAUAUGUUUAGUUUUCUUGCACAGAAAAUACCUAGUAGACUUUGUUAUGACGAUAUCUUAGUUGAUGCAUACCUUGGUUGCAGGUAUACUCUUCUUGUUGGCAAGCCACCUUUUGAAACUCAGAGUUUGAAAGAAACGUACCAACGAAUAAAGAGAAAUGAAUAUUACAUUCCGUCAAAAGUUUCCCACACUGCCCAACUGUUAAUCAUUAAACUCUUGAGACCAGAUCCCGCGACCAGACCCAACCUACGGCAAGUUCUUGAAGAUGAGUUCUUUACAGGCUUCACACCCAAUCAUUUGCCAAUCAGCUGUCUGACAAUGGCACCCAGGUUUGCGACUGGUUCAUCAGCGCAUCUGCUUGGGGUUGGUGCAUCUUCUCGGAAGCCGCUUAAUGAACUGAACACUCAAGAACAACAAACUGCUACCACUGGCAGAAAAGACAAGGUAGCCUUUUUGGAGAAGGUCAGCAAAAGGAGAUCCCUUGGUGUAAGAGUCUGCGGGGGAGAAAGCAAACUCAUUCAACCAGGAGAAGCUGUUGCUGAAGAGUUGAAAGACGAAGAUCAGGAAGGUAGGUUGGAAAAUUUGAGGUACACUUUUCAUUGACAGAGCUCUGUGUUUGUUGAGUUUGUGUUCAAAAUGUUGUACAUCUUUAUGUGAGAUACAACUGAGCAACAGAUCAUAUAUAGAGCCCUUACUUAAAACAACAUGCUGGAAAGUUCAAAGUCUUGCUGAUGAAGUGUAUGUUUCAGGGUUUGCAAAUUUUAUUGAUGAGUGGAGUCAGAGUGACUUCUGCUUCACAAAUUUCGGAGUCAUUUUGGAAUAUUUGGAGUCAAGUAUCACAACGAAAAAAGCCAAAUUCAGACUUUCCAGCAUGUGGUCCGGGUGUGUAUAAACUAUCGUGAGGGAUACACGAAAUAGCUGUGGCGGUCCGCUGACCUGGAAAGCUCAAAUCUAUGAUGGCGGUCAUCGAGUAAACUUUGAUCGUAAUUUACCCCCUUCCUGUUUUGCCGUGCAGUAUAAUUCUUUAAUUUCGAUGAUUUAAUUAAGGUUUACAACGUUUACAAUUAACGUAAAUUGUAUUUGUUGCGAAAAAGGUAAGGACAAAACUAUGUUUGUUACCGAAAAUUUCUGGAGUCGAAGUGACUCCCUCCAUAACCUCAGUGGAGUCAUGUGAACAAUUUUGGCGUAAAAUACACCAAAUUUGGCGUAUUUGCGAACCCUGGUAUGUUUCCAUUAACAAUUCUGUUUGUUGAAUUGACAAUCAUAUUAAUGUACUAUAUACAUAUAUGUUACUUUUUUUACUUAUUUAUGCUGUGAGGAUCAGUUUGAUGUACAUUGUUUUUCCUAAUGAUGCCUUUUUUCCUCAUCAUGAGGAGCACAAGAACUUCAAAACCUUGCAUGGAAGAUGAUCCUUGUUAAGACCCUGGUUUGUGGGUGACUAAGUGGUGUUUGAUUGUCUCUCAUUAUACAGAUAUCCCUAAAGACUGUUAUAUCUCGCAGCUGCUCAGCCAGGUUGUUUCAUGCUUGCAAUCCAAUCCCGUCAGAGCUAAUUUUAAUGAAGGUAAAUUUAAGUACUUAAACCAUUCUAUUUAUGAUAAACUUCUAUUGAACUAAAAUUUGUCAACUUUAAUCAUUAUUGCUAGUCCAAUGUUCUCACCACUUAAUAGCAAAACUGUUUCCUUUACAAUGUCGAAAAAAGCAUGUAAAGAAAGUUGUGUUCAUCCUGUAUCCUGGCGCUAUUGGAUUAUGCGAUCGGGCUAGUGAAUUCUGUUUUAAACUUGCCCUAGUAUGGACAAGAAAAGCUUUGGGGGGAAUUCAAUUACAGGAGUACUGUAAACAAAAUGUUUAAAUUUCUAAUUCAUGUGGAUUGAAAGGUGUUCUCCAAGCUGAUCUAACAAAGUAAAAUUAUUACACUUAUUUUACUAACAAUGAAUAAUAUUAAUAAACCAAUUACUUAACUAAAUGUGUAAAUACUUAAUAAAAAAUCAUUAAUUCAUUAUUAUUACAUGGCUACAAUAGUACUGUACCCUUGCUCUGAUUGGCAACUAAGCUAAGAUUUUCUUGUAAUGACCGGGCAUUACUAGCUAGGUGUCCAAGGCAUAUAUAAUCUGUGUUUUUAAACAUAAAACUUGAUAGUGGACAUCCAUAUUAUGGUCAAUUGUCAGCUGUCAAAAAAGUCUAUCCUCUGACCAGUGUCACAUGACUGUAUUGUGGGCUCAAGUGUACAACUCAUUGAGGUGACAUUUUUUUUAUAGUUAUCCACUGACGAGUUAUUGGUUUUUGAUUGAUAGUGGGCUCAGGUCCAAAAUUUCUCAUGGUCAAAGAUACUAUGUCUUGUGGUUUUGAUAGCAUUGCCAGGAUCGUUUCGGUUCAGUGAAAACGAGCUUGAAUGACCUUGUAUGCCUGGAUCUUGAAAAUUACUGCCUGUGUUUUUUAUUGAAUAGUGUUUAUUAGGCCAUAUAAUAAGUAACUUAUUAACCUCGUCCAUACAGUCAUUACACCUAGCGAAAUCUCAGACUUUGGCCUUGAUGCAUUGACCUCUCUUCCAAGGCCUCGGUCUGAGAUUUCCCUACAUGACCUCACUCUUGGUUAAUAAGUAGAAUAUAAUCCUGCCUGUCAAAAAUAAUAUUUCAAGCUAGUUAAAAUGACCCUUUGGGCAGUACGUGCUAUCUACAGCUUUUCUUUGGGGCAAAAAGCUUCAAAACUGAGUUUGUCUGUAACUGUAGCAUGGUUGAAGGCUAAUGAAUACUAUAAUCUUAUUUCCUCAAUAGAUGAGGCAGAGGACCCGGCUUCUGUUCCAGUGUACUGGGUUAGUAAAUGGGUGGAUUAUUCAGACAAGUACGGAUUUGGUUACCAACUAAGUGAUAACAGUGUGGGUGUUCUUUUCAACGACCAAACAAGACUUAUUCUUUACCAGGAUGAAGUGUAAGUAUUCGACAUGCUGUUCCCUUCUCUGAGGUUAUUGUGAUCAAGUAGACUGCGAGCAGUGUCUUAUCUUUCUUUUGAAUCACGAUAGAUUGAGAGCAUGUGUGAGGAGUGAGAGGAAUGUUUUUCUUUUCCUCUCUCUGCCCCGAUCUCUCCUCUUUUUUACUAUAGAUUUGCAUAAUUUUACUUUUUGCACACCCCUCAUGGCUCAAAGAAAAGAAGGACCAUCACUUGCGAUCUAGUGAUGACCAUCACUUUAGCCUGUGCCAGGCUCUCAGAUAGUACAGUGGGAACGUAUUAAAACGAGCAAAGCGAAAAUAAGACGCGCACGACUUGGGAAAGGGGGCGGUGGCGGCGGGAAAAAACGCGCGUUUUUCUCAUUUCUUAUUACUGAACGACUUUCCACCACCAUCUCGGAGCCUGGAACAGGCUACCAUCACUUGCGAUCUAGUGAUGGAGUGUUCAUAAUUUCACGGAGUGUGAAGAGAGAAAGACCGCCUGAUCACAGGUUAUCACUGACACCAUUCAAAUUUUCGUAAGCUAAAACCCUUUAGAUUUUUUUUAUGAACAGUUACCAUUGCAUUGACAGGAGCUUAGCUGGGAAUUUCCCAUUGCUUGACACGAUUGUCCAAAUCAACCCUAUCAUGUCUUCCAAAUCCCUUUUUAUUUUCAGGUGAUUGGACUUUUUUUUCUUAAUGUAACAGUGAUGGGUUAAUCAUCUCUAUUGGAUGUAGGACCAUGUUUUGCAUGUUUUGUUGGGAAUUUGGAAUUUUGAUUUACAAAUUUCUUUGAUUUUCAUUCUCUAAAAAAUGUUUCUUGAAAAAAUUCCACUAAAAUUUUCGAAUAAUGCUUAAUGCUUUUACCUCACCAAAAUGCUUGAACAAAAUGCUUGCAUAAUGUACAAAACCCUAAUACUAGCGCGCAGGUAUCUAUGCCUUUGAGUUUAAUUAAUUAGUAGUAUUUGUUUCUCCCUUUUUGCAGAAAUCUACAAUACAUAGAAGCUGAUGGAACAGAGUACUUUCACACGCUCAAAGGAUACCCCAGCCAACUUGAAAAGAAAGUAACCCUUCUUAAAUACUUCCUCAGCUACAUGAAUGAUCACCUUCUGAAGGUAUGCGAUGAACGUUUUGACUCAAUAACAUUCCCUAUUUAUUUUCUUGUUCGUUUGCGUAAAUUUAAAUCAGCUUGUGCACUUCCUGAUCUAAGAAGAAAUCAUAUACGCUAAGAAUCUUUUCCAGAGACUAUUUCAAGAUAAUUAGCCUGCGAAAACUUUCGUUUCUCCUCGCUCUUCGCCGCUUGGGACGUUUCGCGAGGAGGAAACGUCCCCGGCGACGAAGAGCGACGAGAAACGGAUGUUUUCGCAGGCUACAAGAUAAUUGCCUUGAAAAGGAUGUACUAUAUCCAGAUUUUCUUCAAACUUGGCACAUUAAUUGACAGCCAAAACCCAUGUACAGGACACUGAAAAACUUCAAUGAAAAAAAUGAACACUGAUAUUGUUUUUGUCCUGGGUGCAAAGUGUUUUUCUUAGUUGCGUGCGAAAUGUUCUUAACUUGAACAGCAAUCAAAAGUUAUCUUAAUGUUUGAUUUCAUAGGCUGGUGCAGGUGCUAAAACUGCAAGAGAGGAUGAAUCUGCCCGAUUACCUUUCUUGAAAAAGUGGUUCCGCACAAAACAUGCCAUUAUACUCCAUCUUAAUAAUGGCACUCUUCAGGUAAGGAAUUGUGACUUGUUUUCAUUGAUUAUAAGGUACACCAAAAUUUAGUCCCAAGUUCUCCUGCUCAUCCGGGCGGGGGGAUGGGGGUAGAAUGUGCGUACCGUCCGCCCGAAGCUACGAACAAACGGACGCAACAACUCCCGACAUUGUUGGCCGUAUAAAACGUUUGACCGCUUUCAAACGUUGCACAACAACAUGCAACAGGGUGUGCAAACGGACGCAAUAUGUAAUAUCCAUGAAUGUUCUGAAUGUAGGGAGUUUUUGGCCAACAAGGUUGCGUCCGUUUGCCCUGGGCCUCAGGCUUGCUUGUCAAAACUUCAUAUUAGGAGGUUCCACCCCGAAGUUGUUUAGUGGACAUCAAAGAAAUGUUUGCACGUGCAGAACUCUUGUUUUACACAUAGAACCAAUAUUGCAGGACACAUUUCGGCUCCAGUUUCAUUCUCGUUUCAAACUUGAGGAAUCAAGAAUUGUUUUGCUGUAAUUGGGCCCCGAUUAACUAUGAAAGUCCUUCACCGCCCAGUAAGCGCAAGGGUUUAUUCUUGAGCGCGGCCUUGCGGAAUUUCCGCAAUUUGGAGAAAAAUGCCGCAUAAAAUUUAUUUUGCCGCGUCAAAUGGGGCGCAAAAAAAAAAUAGACCCAAGGAUGAGUACUAUUUUUUUUAGAAUAAAGCAUUCGAAAACAUCAGACAACAGCACUUAUUUGACGGCCGCUCUUUUAUCUUACUUUUAACUUUUAUAGCCUCUUACUGUCUCAAUUGCCUUUCUCUUCUUCGUUCGAGUCAUUAUUUCACCAGACAAAGGCCCAGAAUGUUCCAAAAUGGCGGCAAAGCGUUAAUAAACGUUCGUUUUCUCAUGGAACAGUCUGUACUAAUAAGUUAACUAGUAAUAGUUGACACUACAGCUGCCUCCGCUCUGUAUAUUGUCGGUCAAUGGCAUUCUUGCUCGUUGUGUAGCUCUUUGAAAUAUACCGAUUCAUAAGGAAGAUUUUCACACAUAUUCCAUACAAUAGGUGAGAUAAAAACAGGAAACGCAAGUUUCCAUGCACAGUUUCAGGUCGAUUUACAAAGCUUUGAUCAAAACAUUCUCAGUUUCGAGAAUAGUUUAUUCUAAACCAUAAGAAACUAUUUAAUUAGAAGUUGAAUUUUUCGCUAUUUCUCUUUCUAUUUUUACAUUCAGUUCAUUUUAUUUGCCGGAAAGGAAGCCUUAGAAAUUAAAAGGACGUUUGAUCAAUUCACACUCGCGCAUUCUAGUCUUAUUUUAAACUUUAUAGCGGAAGGACAUCUGUGAGCAGGGAAUAAGUCAGCACAGAAUUUGAUUGUCGGCGAAUUUCUGUAAUCGUCCAUCGUUCUGCUAGUGAGAAGCUAGCCGUUGUUCACUCGUCUUGCUUGUUUGGGGCUGAGUCUUAUUCCGGUCAAAGAGAGAGAAAGAGUGUCUGGCAAGGUUUCCAAUGAAAGAUUUGUGAACUCGUGUCUGGCAAACUCUCCAAGUGUUUAUAUAUACACAGUUAUACGCACCUUAUAACUUCUUCUGCGCUUAACGAGUGUCGUUAAAAUUUUGGUCCAUAACUUCCACUGAAACAACUGCUCCACAGAAUGUCACUGAUAACAUGUGACGCAAAAGAGUGUCGAAGUACGACUGCACAAUAAAUGUCACAAAAUCUACCUAAGCGGUCCCUUGGGGAUGUUCUGUCUUGACGUCAUCCUAACCAUUUCGUACUUGCGGGCGUAAACAAUAGAAACGUCAUCAUUACCUACCAAUUCCUCGCGGCCCCUGUUCAAGCAAAUCGAGAUUUUUUCCAUAUCGACUGUAUGACUGUAUAUUUCAACUGUAAGUACUUUCCUUAAUAUACGCGCGAGUUACUAGAGUGCCUCCUCGGGAUUUUGCCUUCUGGGCGAAAUCCCUGCGGGGGCAAAUACCAAAAUACCUUUACCGUACCUUUUUAAAUACCAAAUACCUUUUGGGGGACCCCAUUUCUUGAAAAACGGCCCCCUAAAACUAAAGAAGGGGGUCCAUUUGACCCUCACUGGCCAAUUUCUAGAAUAAACCCUGAAGGGGUAUGUAUAGAUUGAAAGAGUUAAAUCAAUGAACAGUUCUUCGUUUGACCUUGCAUUCCAUUUUCGAGUUUUGAGUGUUCAAACAUUUAACAUUGCCUUGCUCUUUUUUAUUCUUUCACAGCUUAACUUUUUUCAGUGCCAUACCAAGAUAAUAGUAUGUCCUUUGCUGGGAGCUGUGACCUUCAUUGAUGAAGAUAAAAGACUCAGGACAUUCCCACUAAAGAACAUUGAAAAACAUGGCUGCUCCAUAAAGUUGUAUACCCGGGUGAAUUAUGCUCGCAAAAUGAUUCAAAAGCACAUGCUACCUGAAAGUGAGAAUCAGAAGGGCAAAAAGGAAUAAUUAUGAAACAGUGUAAAUGCUAUGAAUAUUUUACUAUUCUCCUAACUUCUUCAGGGAUCCCUUGCAUUCUAGCCAUAUUGAAGUUCCCCCUUUGUGAAUAUUGUGCUGUAAAGUACUCACAAUUAGGCUUGACUUACAUGGAGAUUUUCUCAUUUUACUUAUUGGCCCUAUGGGUAAACUUUUAUACUCAAUAUUCCUGCAUCAGUAGAUUAUUUAUUGUUAAAUUUAUGCAAGACUUAGUUAGGUUUUUUUCUACGUUCACAUGAUUUGUUGCUGGAUGUAAAUAGAUGAUUGUAGAGACUCCACUAGUAAUCUUUGUUCCUUCCUACAAUUUUUAAGUCAGUUGUAGUGCGAGUGAGAAUAUCCUGCAGACGUUUAAUGAUUAUUACGGUUACUUUGGUUUGAUCUUGGUGCCCGUACGCGAUAGUUUACGGCAUUUAUUUAAGUUCCCACUGGAACUGUAAAAAGUAAUUAAUUAACUGAUGAGUUUGAAACAGCCAUAUUCAGAAAAUGAUGCUAUUUGUUAGAUGUUUGAAUCUUCGCCUCCAGAUUUUUUGCCUUCCGUCCGGUCAGCGCUUUGACAGCAAACAUCAAAUUGUCGUACUAUGUCAAUUCAUACUUAUGAAUCAAUAAUUUGACACCGUUCACCAUUCCCUACUGUCUUUCAGUUGUACAGUACUAGGAGUGGAUAACAUUUGACCCACAAAUAGCUAUUGAAGAAAAUAUUACAUUAAUUGUUUAGCAUGUAAAUAGAAUUAUUUAGCUUUUCCCCUAGGUCAAAAGAUAUAUAUUCACCCAUUAUAUUAAGAGAGGG